Messenger RNA from Salpingoeca rosetta, 1256 nucleotides. RefSeq lists its product as uncharacterized. NCBI's taxonomy places the organism in Eukaryota, Choanoflagellata, Craspedida, Salpingoecidae. The record is from RefSeq and is a predicted model, not a curated record. Bases 27 to 1256 code for a protein of 409 amino acids. The transcript has a single exon.
CUCUCUUCUACUUCUUCUCUGCCUAUAUGGUGAGAACGAUGGGGUGCCUGCAGGCACGUGGGAUGUUGCUGCUUCCCGUGCUGGUGGCGGUUGCAGUGUGCUGGAUGCCGCUCCUCAGCAGCGUUGUUGGAGAGGUGACGCUGGAGGAGGAUGAUGCGGGCGCGUUUCACAUCAACACAAGCGAUCCAAUGAGCCAGCCCGUGUUUGUGAAUGGUGUGAACGUGCACGAGACGCUCAGCAUGUUGAUGAGCACCGUGUCGGCGCAGCAGAGCAUCAACGGUGAGCUCUGCCAUCUGAAGAGGCGUGCCAUGACGUUUGGCCAGCUCGGCUCAAUGGGUGCAAAAUGGCUUGGGGGCGUAUUGGCCAACAACGGUCUGAUCUAUGCCGCGCCAUUCAACUCCCCUUCUGUUCUCAUCAUUGACCCUAGCUCAAACAACGUCGACACGACCACAAUCUCUGGGCUUGGAACAGACAACGACAAAUGGAGUGGUGCUGUGUUGGCACACAACAGCCUCAUUUACAUGUUCCCUUCAAACAGGGAGACGAUGCUCAUCAUCGACCCAGACACCAACACGGUUGACACCACAAGCAUCCACUCAGUCGGGUCCCGUGGCCGCAAGUGGUACAGUGGUGUGGUGGCCAGAAACGGCCUCAUAUUUGGCAUCCCCCUGGCUGCCACGUCUGUGCUGAUCAUCGACCCCGAGACCAACACAGCCGACAUCACCACGCUGUCCGGGCUGUCGAGCCAGCUGUACAAAUGGUACGAUGGCGUGCAAGCGGACAACGGUCUCAUCUACUGCAUUCCACGGGAUGCGACAAGCGUCCUCAUCAUCAACCCUGUCUCUCUCACGAUGGACCUCACCACCAUUAGCGGCCUGGGUUCCACAAGCGACAAGUGGUUCGGCGGUGUGCUUGCACGCAACGGUCUCAUCUACACCAUCCCAGGCCGUGUUGCAACGACACUCGUCAUAAACCCAGCCACCAACGCAACCGACGAGCUUGUCAUUGCAGCCGCAACCAGCUUUCGAAAGUGGGUUGGUGGUGUGCUCGCACCCAACGGCAACAUCAUCGGUAUCCCAAAUGGCUCAAAUUCUGUCCUCAUCUUAGAUCCAACCUUAAACACCACCGACACCACGACCAUCAGCGGUCUUAGCGGCAACAACAAGUGGUUCGACGGGGUGCUCGCUCCAAACGGCCUCAUCUACGGCAUCCCGCAUUCUGCACAGUCUGUCCUUGUCAUUGACCCAGGAUGCUGA